Messenger RNA from Cotesia congregata, 708 nucleotides. Lineage: Eukaryota; Metazoa; Arthropoda; Insecta; Hymenoptera; Braconidae. The record is from the annotation of a GenBank genome assembly.
AUGGAUGGACUACAAGAAUUAAUCGACCGCAUGACAAACUUGAAUCUUCGAGAUGACCUAGACGAUGACGACGACUACAUUACCUUAAGUGUAACUGACGAAGACGAACGAUUUCUCUUCGGUGACGACGGUAAUAUUGACGAAUUUAUUGUGAAAGAUAAAAAGGUCACCGACAAAUCUGACGGACUGAAGAUGAAGGACAGAGAACCAACAGACAAUCGGCUUAUUUUGACUACACUAAACAGACGAAAGUGUAGACAACAAUCAAAUGGUCCUUUUCAGGACCAACAAAAUUUUUACUAUUUUCCUAAAGUAGGGUGCACCUGGAAUCUGUAUAGAUCUCCUGAAGACACCCGCCUGGAAGGUACGAAUUUGACAGAAUAUGUUAAAAACAUACGUCAAAGAAGCAAAACAAAUGUACAGCCAUACUUAAUGGUAGUCUCUGGCCAGUCGUGCAAAUCGUCUUUCAUUGAAGGGGAUGGUUGGAUUAUAAAUGUAAAUGAGGAAGGAAACCAAGUCGCAAGUUUUGACUUAUUAUUCAAGUUUUAUUAUGUUAUGAAUUUGGAGUGGCCAGAAAGCUUGCGUAAUUUUUAUAAUUUCUUAGAAUCUUAUGUUUACGACCUGGAUGUGAAGCCGUACAACAUUGUGUCUUCGGUUCACACAAAUAUUUUUAAUUUUAACACUGACGUAUGUUCGGAAAGCGAAUAA